AUGGAGAACGUGACGUGCCUGCCCGUGCCGCAGGACCGGCUGAACGCGCUGCUGGACCAGACGUUCGCGCGGCAGAUGUUCCCAGUGAUCGUGUACCUGCUGGUGCUGUGCCCGGUGGGCGCGCUGGGGAACCUCCUGGUGCUGAUCGUGAACGGCGCCAGGAGCAACAAGUCCUCCUCCACCUGCUUCAUCCUGGCGCUGGCAGGGGCCGACUUCCUCAUCUCAGCUGUGGUCGUGCCCAUGAAGGUCUUCUCCUACUACCACAUCACUUAUACCAGUGACGCCUGGUGCAAGAUCAACCCGUACCUGACCACAGCCAGCGUCCUCUCCUCCACCUUCCUGCUCAUCGCCAUCGCCGUGGACAGGUUCUACGCCGUCUACUGGCCCGUACAGUACCUUUCACUCAAGAAGGGCAGAGUUCUGGCCGCCAUUGCGGGUACGCUGUUGCUAGGCGGUGUCGUUGCUAUCCCGGUGGUGUUGGAUUACCAGGUAGUUGGCGGGAUCCGGGUAGGACCGGCAUGCACCACGGUGAGCCAGUGUUACGUCACGGACAGCACCCAGGUCACCGUGCUGUUCAUCGUCACAGCAGUGCUGUUCUUCCUGUCCGUGCUGGUUAUGGCGGUUCUAUACGCCCUGGUGUACUACAGAGUUUCGCAGCUGGAGGCAGGUAUCCCGAGACAGUCCGCCGUGGGACCGUCGCACCGCAGCGGGUGGGCCGGGCGCAGCGCUCGGGGCCACCGGCAGGAUCCCCCCGCCACCAGCACCUCGGACAUCGCGCUGAGGGACGUGCGGCCCGAGGAGGACCGGACACCCAUACCGUGCGCCUGCCUGAAGAACCGGCCAGAUAGCCCGCACGAACAGGUGCAGGCACAGCCGCCGUCCUCCGCUACAAGCCGGUCUCCUCCAGCUCCGGCACCUUCCUCUCCGGCAUCGCAGCCUCCAUCCUCCUCCCAACAUCCGCACUCCGCCUCCUCAGCAACCCGCCGGCACUACCGCGUGGCCAAGCUGCUGCUGCUCGUCACGCUGGUGUUCGUGCUGUCCUGGCUGCCCUUCUGGGUCCUCAGCCUCUUAGAAGUGGCGAACCCGAGAUAUUUGGCGGGAAAACCCACCGCACUGGUCCAAGCCGUGGCGCUCAUCAACGACCUGUACUUCGUCAACAACGCGGCGAACCCCAUCAUCUACACGUUCGUGCAGAAAUCAUUCCGGCAGAGGGUCGUGAAACUGUUUCUGUGUGGGAGGUGCCGGCGGUAG
Molecule: messenger RNA, 1251 nt
Organism: Branchiostoma floridae (Florida lancelet)
Lineage: Eukaryota; Metazoa; Chordata; Leptocardii; Amphioxiformes; Branchiostomatidae
Product: D(4) dopamine receptor-like
Exons: 4
Coding region: 1-1251 (416 amino acids)
Biological process (GO): neuropeptide signaling pathway
Cellular component (GO): membrane
Molecular function (GO): neuropeptide receptor activity
Source: RefSeq, a predicted model, not a curated record